Molecule: messenger RNA, 1896 nt
Organism: Pseudogymnoascus verrucosus
Lineage: Eukaryota; Fungi; Ascomycota; Leotiomycetes; Thelebolales; Thelebolaceae
Exons: 1
Coding region: 389-1843 (484 amino acids)
Biological process (GO): nuclear envelope organization
Cellular component (GO): Nem1-Spo7 phosphatase complex
Molecular function (GO): phosphoprotein phosphatase activity; protein phosphatase regulator activity
Source: RefSeq, a predicted model, not a curated record
AAGAGCCUCCGGAAACCCCGAACUUCAUGGAUGCGGCCGCAUUUAGGCCCCGAUAGUUUAUCCGAUCUCCGCCCCAUCACGAAGCUUAAACUCGGACAAGGAUAACUAUAGAGAGCACCUCUAUGACGCUCGUCCCUACCUCUAUGUACUGAUUUUUUGCUUUAUUUAUGCAGCAGUGAAUAUUUUCGACGUGCUGAGAGUUGUUCGAAUUGAAAGCGCACUCUUUGAUCCACUGCAGAACUAUUUCCUGGCGACUGCGAGCGACGUAGUGAGACGAGCGAAAGCCGAGGAUACGAGAGAUUCUUUCUUGCGACGGCCAUGCUGCAAUAGCACCUCCUCCGAACGGCCCAACUCGAUACCUGCGUCUUGCAUAUAGGCACAGCGCAUCAUGUCGGAAACGAGGCUUGACCAGAUCAUCAAGGGCGCACCACAAGGCGACGCGCCCGCAGCGGAUACGACAACCGCCUCUGGGGUCGCUGACCCUCUCGCACAUCUGCCAUCUUCCCCGCCACAGAUAUACCUAAAUCUUCUUAUCCUCGAAGCGUCUUUGCGCGCACAAUACCUCGAGCUUCGCGCACGGCGGCGACAGCACACGUUCUUUCUUACCCUCCUCGCACUCUGGACGGGAUACUUCGCUUACGCCUUGUUUCUGGCGCCUAGAGAAGAUGGAAGUGGUGUCGGAGGCUCUGUAUACUGGGUGGUAGAGGUGGCGGAGAAGGUCUGCUUGAUGGGCGGAGUUGUUACUGCGGUACUGGUUUGGGGGACAGGACAGUGGGAGCGAGGAAUUCGAUGGCCCCGCCGGUGGGUUGGAGUCACAAACCGCGGCCUCAGAGGAUUCAAUUACAAGAUUGUCGUGGUCAAAGGGCCCUGGUGGAAAGAAUGGAUGUCAACUUUUUCGUUCUUCUUUUCCUCGGGUCUCUUACUCAACAACGGCUCCUCAACCUAUCGCUACAUACCACCCUCCAUAGCCAACCCAACACCGCAGUCAAACCGCAAUUCUACCAGCGGACUACCAAAUAUUGCCGAACACGUCCCAUCGAAAGGACAUGAAGAAGAUCUCUCACCCGGCGGUGACACCAUAUCAUUAUUACUACUACCCAAGCCAUUCUCGCCCACUUUCCGCGAAAACUGGGACCUUUACCGCACGGAAUACUGGGAGCGCGAGAACGAGCGGAGGCGAGUCCUCCUCCAGAAGCUCCGGAAGUACGAGCGCGAGCACGCCAAGAAACAAAGUUGGUGGAAAAAAUUACUUGGUGUGCAACCGGUUUUGACGGCGAAGGAUAUCGAGAAGCACGGCCAUCACCAUAAUCAGAGCGUUCAUAGAAUGGGUCACCUAGGCUUACCAGCGGACAAGGAGAAGAGGCUCAGAAGCGGAAGUGUGCGUUCUGGGAGCCAUUCGAGGACGAACUCGAGGAGUAACACUCCUACGCCUAGUGCCAGGGGAGAAGAUGAGGGCGGUGGAAGCACGACCCAUAGCCGUCGCAGCAGCACAGCCUCAUCAACAGCGGGCAGGAAGAAGAGGCCAAGCAGCAACUUAAGCACGUCUACCGCUACGACUCCACGGGGUCUAAGGGAACUACGGCCAGCGACUAGCGUCAGCUCUUUAUCCGCCGCCAGCGCUAGUGAAAAGGAGGAGUCGAGGAGCACUACCCCGGAACUCGCGAAGAGGGAAAUUCACCCAACGAGCAGUUUCACGAGUGAUGCGAGUGUGGAAAGUGGUGAUGGGGAAGCCAAGGAGGAGAAAGAGGCGGAGAAAGAGGCGGAGCCACGACGGGUGACCCGUGGGGCUAAACCGCAGGACAAUGCGGAGGGCGAGGCCAUAGAUGUUAAAACUGAGAUAUGAUACGGUAUAGAUGUACUCUUAGUGGUUAGGGAAUGAAACCAUGAUAUACCCGG